This is a messenger RNA of Adineta ricciae, 516 nucleotides long. The record is from the annotation of a GenBank genome assembly. Lineage: Eukaryota; Metazoa; Rotifera; Eurotatoria; Adinetida; Adinetidae.
AUGUUUCAAACGAGCGCACUUCGUCGACCAUUUGGUCAUCAAACAUUGAUCUACAAUUGGCAGGAAGAACGUGCCGACAUAAAAAAUGAGCGAGUUCAAAAACCACUUCCAUCGCAGUAUGAUCACUAUUUUAAUACUACCUAUGAAAGCUCAUUUGGUACCACGCAUGGUGAUCCACCUCGUCCUGAAGUUCGCCACCUUGAACUUCCGCGUACGUCUGCAUUUCCUGGUCAUCAGCCAGAAUUCGAUUUUCCCGAAAUGAAAGCAUCAGUUAACACAUACUUGAGCGAAUAUCGAGCUGCCUACUGUCGUAACUGUGGUCGGGUGUUAGGACCCGAUGAUCCAGCAUGGUCAUCAGCAACCAAAGUUUGCUUACAUUGUAAAGAUCGUACAUAUACGAUUGAUCCCAAGCCGGAACCAUAUACCGUUACUGUUGAUUAUCCACAAAAUCCAGCAGCGAAAGAUCGCUGUUUGGCUUGUUUGGAAAUCAAUACCGGUGUGAAAAUGAUCAAAUAA